Anguilla anguilla (European eel) is the source of this 1251-nucleotide messenger RNA. RefSeq names its product P2Y purinoceptor 1-like. The transcript is spliced from 2 exons. Gene Ontology annotation, biological process: phospholipase C-activating G protein-coupled receptor signaling pathway; positive regulation of Rho protein signal transduction. NCBI's taxonomy places the organism in Eukaryota, Metazoa, Chordata, Actinopteri, Anguilliformes, Anguillidae. Gene Ontology annotation, cellular component: membrane. Gene Ontology annotation, molecular function: G protein-coupled receptor activity. Bases 134 to 1048 code for a protein of 304 amino acids. The record is from RefSeq and is a predicted model, not a curated record.
AAUACGAAGAUACAGUAGCCUACUGGGCUCUGAACUUGAAGAAACUGUGUGGAGUCAGUGCAGUUUCUCAGGAUCCGUAAAAGGGGCAGCAUUAAGACUCAAUUCUGCUCAGUUAAUUAAACCCAAAACCACUAUGAACACCUCUGUAAUCAACUCCAUCCUACCACUCAACCACACCUCUUCGGACUCCGGUCUCCCGCCCUGGUACGAGUUAGACGUGUGCAAAGAGGUGCCUGGUGGGUUUGUGUUCUACUACCUAGUCAAGGUCUUUAACCUGGUGGUGGGCUUUCCUGCCAACAUCAUUGCAAUGUGGCAGAUGGCCAAGAAGAAGAGUGACUCCUCCACCUCCGACAUCUUCAUCUUCAACCUGGCCAUCUCCGAUGCCUACUUCUGCCUGAUGACCCCCAUUGAUCUGGUAAACCGCCUAUUGCUCAGCGACAAGCAUAUAUGGUACUUCCAGCGCUUCGCCUACGGGAUCAAGGACACCACCCCGCUCUUCCUCACUUGCAUUUGCCUGGACCGCUACAUGGCUGUGGUCCACCCCAUUGUGUUUACCGGCAUCAGGGACAACAAGAUCAGGGUGGCCGUAAUCAUGCUUGUGUGGGGGCUCAUGCUGGCCUAUGCCCUCACCAAGUCCAUCGCAGGGGCGGACAGCGCGGUCAAUGUCUUCACUGGGCUGAUCCUGACUGCCUUCAUCAUCAUGGUCUUCUGUAACUUCUCGAUCAUCUGGAUUCUGAGGAAGUCGGUCAUGGGCAAAGAGAAGAUGCACCCCAUGAAGAAGAAAGCCUUCAGAACAGUGGUCAUCACCCUGGCCAUCAUCGUCUUUAACUACCUGCCCCCAGUGGCUCUUUUUCCUUUCACAGCCUACUACAGCUUCGUGGAAUUCAAGUGUCAGAUCAGCAUUACUGUCUACUCCAUCAUGGACCUGAGCUCCAGUAUCGAACCCCUGCUGUACAUGUCCAAGAUGAAGCGGCCCCCCUGCCUCGCCAACCUCCCCAGCAGCUGCUGCCAAAGCCCUUCCGAAGAGUCGCAUGAUGUAAGCACAUGAGCCGCACCCACGUAUCUGGUCUGUAUUAGGUUGCUUCUAAAUAGAGUCAUUAACCAAAAAAGAACAUUUGACUGAGAGGCUAAUGGUUUGGAUAUGUUUGCAAGAAAUAUGUUUGACAGAUAAAAUAACCUGCAAUUUGUGUUUGGUUUAACUGUAGGCUAAUUAGGGAUGGGACAACAAUCUAUAUGACUAUAUAUCUCUGC